This is a messenger RNA of Aegilops tauschii subsp. strangulata, 531 nucleotides long. Lineage: Eukaryota; Viridiplantae; Streptophyta; Magnoliopsida; Poales; Poaceae. The record is from RefSeq and is a predicted model, not a curated record.
AUGCCCGCGCCCCCGCUUGCUUUGCCUACUGUUGAUGCUCUUCACUGCGCCUCGCCCGCCAUGAUGCCGCGCUGCUGCCCUGAUUGCUGCACUGCUCUGCUUACGAUGCUGCUCGCUACUGCUAUUGCUGAUGGCAGCCCACCGCCGCGCCCGCCGGCGUGCAUCCCAGCCGCGCCGCCCGCACGAGCCUCAUUGGUGCCUGCCGCGCCGUGGCCCGCCGCCCCGUUGUCCCGCGCUCCGCCUUUGACCUGUGGCUGCGCCUCGCCGCCGGCCACCCCCCUCCGCUUUCCUGCACCUCACCCCGCCCUCCGCUACUCGCUCCGCUGCAGCCCGCCGCCCGCAGCCUGGCCGCUCCUUGCUCCGGCCGACUGCGCCCCGCGCCCGUGCCCCUCGUCGUGGCUCCGGCUAGCCGCGCCGGCGCCGCCCCUUCCGCGGCUUCGCCCGCUGUAUGAUGCACUUGGGUUCGGCCCCUGGGGCACGCGCCCGUGCCCGUUACACCCGCACACCCGGCUGGCCUCAGUGGGCCAAUGA